UCUUUCUCAGAGCUCUCAGAUAACUGACUAGCCUACCACUUAAGAUAUUGACAUUUAAAUAUUUGUGUUGCUCUUGUCUGGACUUCAGAUCAUACAUAACUCUUGACUGCAAACUUCCUCGACAAAGGGCCAGACAGAGCAUUACCAAGGGCGUAGCAGCAAGAUACAAGGAGCCAUUUUCUGACAGGCCUCGAAGUCGAACAUGGCUGUGGAUAUGACUGCACCGUAACAGAGGAGGUGUUGCAGUCAAUUGUCUUUCAAAGGAUUUUGUAUUUCAUUUAUAUUCAGAAGAAGAGAAGGGAACAAUGAGUUUUGACCGAGUGCCAUCCAAGUCAGUGGUAAUGGACUGGAAUCCACACCAAUUGGCAGACUACAUGAAGAAGUUGAAUUUAAGUGGCUGCGAUAAAGUCAUUAUGAAAUGUAGCAUAAAUGGACAAAGGUUCUUGAACAUGACUGAAAAUGACCAUCAGAAAUUCCCCAAAAUCCAUGCGCCACUCAUCUCCAAAAUCUGCAGUGAAAUCAACAGGAAAGAAGAAAAAAGGAGAUUCUUUACUAAAAGAACUGCAGCACCAAAAUAUGAACCAGCUAUGCCACAAGAGGAUCAGCCCUGGGGACCGGAUGAAUUUGAUGAGGGGAGUGACGAAGACUAUGAGAAUCCAGAUGCUGAGGAAGAUGAUGGCAGUGGGGGAGAUUACGAGUCACCAACAGAGGAUGUUGGACUUGAGGACAGUGACAACGGCUAUGAGUCACCUCCGACUGAGGCUCCUGAAGAAAUUACCCAUCAGCUCCGUGCUGCCAAGCCAAUGGCUGACGGGGAAUACAUUGAUAGUACACCGCACCGCAGUACAGCUAGAAGCCAUCCUCCUCCAACAACUCAACGCCCUGAUGCUGGUCCUCCAGUCCCCUCUGCCAGUCACCCUAGUCUACUGCAGCCUCCCCCACCCAGAAGAGAGCAAUCUCCCCAGCACCCUGGCAGAAUAACUGGCAAGUUGCCUGCUACUUCCUCAAAUGCUGCCCCCGCUCCACCAGUUGACCGCAGAAGAAAGCCCACCAAACUGGAUCGCACAAGACUUGCUGAAUCUCCAAUACCAGCAACGAAGUUAAACACAACUAACAUGCCUGCUCCACAUUCAUGGAGGCCUCAGGCAGAAGAGAGGGGUCCAGACCCUCCCAGAAUGCCCAAACCUCCCCUCCCUGUGUCAAGUAGUGUCAGCAGGAGCAGCUCGUCGGUCGGCAGAGCCCCGCUGAACAACAACAGAUAUGUGCCUGAUGCGAGAAAUGAGGUACAAGAUGACGUGCCCAUGCCCAAACCAUACAACUCCAACACAUUUCCUAGACCAGGGCACCCUAGAGCAGUGCUCCCCGGACUAUCCUUACAUUCAGACGGCUUUCCUCCUAAUAUCGCUUCAACUGCAUCUCUACCUUCAAAACUGCAGGCACUGCAGGCAUCCAUCUCACCCAGGAGCAGUUCUAGGAUUGUGCCAGACAGACACAUUAUGCCCCCUCCGCCACCUAUGCAAGCUUCUAUCCCCCCACCGGCAGACCUAGAGGAUGAACAGGACCUGAACCCUCAGUGGUACGUUGGUCAGGUGACACGGGGUCAAGCGGAGGGCUGUCUCAGACAGGUCAACAUGGACGGUGCAUUUCUGGUACGGGACAGUUCGAAACGUUCGUCCAUUCAACCCUAUACACUCAUGGUACUCUAUCAGGACAAAGUUUACAACAUCCAGAUCCGCUGUGAACAGAAUGAGUUUCUGCUGGGGACUGGUCUGAAGGUCUCAGAGACCUAUCCGAUGGUGGCACACAUCAUCGCUCAUUACAGACAGUCACCUCUUCUGCUGAUUGAUGCUAAGAACCGUGGAUCAGGACAGCAGAGCCAGUGUCCCCUGAUCUACCCAGCAGGCGGAGCACUAGCAAGUCUCUACCCAUCCUUUUAACAGACAGCAGAGCCAGUGUCCCCUGAUCUACCCAGCAGGCGGAGCAUUAGCAAGUCUCUACCCAUCCUUUUAACAGACAGCAGAGCCAGUGUCCCCUGAUCUACCCAGCAGGCGGAGCAUUAGCAAGUCUCUACCCAUCCUUUUAACAGACAGCAGAGCCAGUGUCCCCUGAUCUACCCAGCAGGCGGCGCAUUAGCAAGUCUCUAUCCAUCCUUUUAACAGACAGCUGGGGGAGUGAUAACAAUAACAUGGAGCAAUAGUCAAGAUUCACAGUGGUUUUAAAGGACUGCCACUCACAUUAUGGGUGGAAGGACUUAUGCAACCUUUGAAUUGCAGUUCCUAGUCUUUUACAUGUAAGGUAAUUUCAUAUGAAGACAAGUGACUCUUGGAUUGAGAUGUUGGUACAUCUCUGUCAACUGUUCACUGUAUGGACCUCAGAAAGAAGUCCAGAUACACAAUAAUAUUCGUAGUUUUUGUCUCAAUGUGUAUUUUUUUUUAUUUCAGUAUUGAAAGCACAGAAGCUGAACAUGUCCAUGUGAGUAGUUACGUAAAGGCUUGUGUUUGCUCUCUGUUAUUUCCCUGCUACAUGCAAUGGAAAGGUCUAGAAUAGCAGCUCGCUCUGCAGUAAAUCCGAAUCAUACAUUAUCCAAGUAAGGAAAUAGUGGGGUCGACCCGUCAGUCACAACUGCUGAGCUUUUAUAAUAUGGAUUUUGUUUUACAUUUUCCUGCAUUGUUUAAUGGUUAAAUGAAAACUAUAUUCUUUAAUCUCUCACACUGUAUGUUCUAUAACAUAGCUAUUAUCAAUGUUUCAAAUAAACGUUUGCAUUUUUUUUUAAUUGGAAA
Messenger RNA from Oncorhynchus masou masou (cherry salmon), 2780 nucleotides. It is a transcript of the gene lcp2a, whose product is annotated as lymphocyte cytosolic protein 2a. Lineage: Eukaryota; Metazoa; Chordata; Actinopteri; Salmoniformes; Salmonidae. The coding region runs from base 306 to 1937 and encodes 543 amino acids. The transcript has 22 exons. Gene Ontology annotation, biological process: intracellular signal transduction; cell surface receptor protein tyrosine kinase signaling pathway. The record is from RefSeq and is a predicted model, not a curated record.